Pelobates fuscus (common spadefoot toad) is the source of this 2639-nucleotide messenger RNA. It is a transcript of the gene ABCD4, whose product is annotated as ATP binding cassette subfamily D member 4. Bases 47 to 1846 code for a protein of 599 amino acids. Gene Ontology annotation, molecular function: ATP hydrolysis activity; long-chain fatty acid transmembrane transporter activity; ATP binding. Gene Ontology annotation, cellular component: peroxisomal membrane. Lineage: Eukaryota; Metazoa; Chordata; Amphibia; Anura; Pelobatidae. Gene Ontology annotation, biological process: fatty acid beta-oxidation; long-chain fatty acid import into peroxisome; very long-chain fatty acid catabolic process. The record is from RefSeq and is a predicted model, not a curated record. The transcript is spliced from 19 exons.
UCCUACCCUGACUGAUCUCGAGGGGACUUUCAACCCUGCACGAAGCAUGAUGGGAAAGAUGGGAUCCAGGCCAAGUCUGGAUGGGAUUUUCCUGCGCAGGUUUCUCCGCCUUCUUUCUAUGCUUUUCCCUAAUUUUACGUCUCAGAAUACUCUGAUGUUCCUUACUCUGCUGGCCGUGGCGCUCACAAGACAGCUGCUGGUUUACCAAGUUGGCAUUCUCCCCAGCCAGUUUUACGGGAUACUUGCUGAAAAAGACCUGCCCGGGUUCCGGAGCCUCGCCAUCCUUGCUUUGAUUCUGAUCCUUCUGAGCUCCAUACUGUGCAGUACAGACCAGUACAUCGGUAAGCUGGCCUAUGUAAGCUGUCGUCGGGUUAUGACCGAAUAUUUACACAGACUGUACUUCAACAAGCAGGUGUAUUACACGCUAAGUGUACAGCACCCACACAUUGACAAUCCUGACCAGCGCAUGACUCAGGACGUGGAGCGCCUCUGCAGAGAACUUGGCUCAUUUGCAAGUAAAGUCCUACUGACUCCUUUCCUGUUGGCGUAUUACUCCUAUCAGUGUGCUGUGAGCACGGGCUGGGUAGGACCAGUCUCCAUCUUUGGAUAUUUUGUCGUUGGGUCACUGCUGAAUAAAGUUCUGAUGAGUCCGGUGAUCCCCAGAUUGGUACAGCAGGAAAAGCUGGAGGGUGACUUCCGGUUUAAACACGUUCAGAUCCGCGUAAAUGCAGAAGCUGCUGCUUUUAGCAGGGCAGGCCCGGUGGAACACUAUAGAACGGACACAAGACUCGAGAACCUAAUACUUACACAGAAGGAUCUCAUGCACCAAGAAUUUUGGCUGUAUAUUGGAACAAACACCUUUGAUUAUCUGGGGGGCAUCCUCAGUUAUAUGAUCAUCGCUGUUCCCAUCUUCACUGGAGUCUAUGGGGAUAUGAGUGCCGCUGAGUUGAGUGAACUGAUCAGCAAGAAUGCGUUUGUAUCCAUUUACCUGAUCAGCUGUUUCAGUAAUAUCAUUGAUCUGUCCAGCACGCUAUGUGAUGUGGCCGGUUAUACACACAGGAUCGCAGAGCUAGAGGAGGUGAUGUUGGAUCUCUCAGAAUCACACACAGAUCGUGAUGGCGAAAUAUUCACCUCUUGGCAGUCAGAUCCGUCCCCUGAGGUGCGCUCCAACAUGGAGGGUCCGGCUUUCGUGCUGAAUAAUGUUACAAUAACCACGCCAAACUAUGAAUGCACGCUUGUGCGAGACCUGAACUUAAACGUGCGAAAAGGCACUAACCUUCUAAUCACAGGAGACACUGGAAGCGGCAAAUCGUCCAUCUUGCGUGUUCUAGCUGGACUUUGGAAGACUAAACGAGGUGAGGUUUCUGUUCACACAUCGUUUGGCCCUCGUGGGGUAAUGUUUCUUCCACAAAAACCAUUUCUCAGUGAUGGAAGCCUUAGGGAACAGGUAAUAUACCCCUUGAAAGACAUAUACCCUGAUUCUGGCCGGGUUGAUGAUGAGCGGAUAUUGAGGUCCCUGGAUAUGUCUGGACUGGGUUCUUUAGUGAACAGAACGGGGGGACUGGACCAUAAGGCAGACUGGAACUGGUCUGAGGUUCUAUCUCCUGGAGAAAUGCAGCGGUUAGCGUUUAGCAGACUCUUCUAUCUGCAACCAAAAUAUGCAGUGCUGGACGAGACGAGCAGUGCGCUGAGUGAAGAUGCAGAAGCUGAGCUGUACAGGUCCUGCGGGCAGUUGGGAAUGACACUGAUUAGCGUGGGGCACAGAGCCAGUCUUUACCAGUUUCACGACUGGGAGCUGAGACUUGGGUCAGAUGGACAAUGGGAGCUGAAACGCUUGAAGAAGUAGUGACUCAUAGCCGCCAUUAUGGGUUAGUGACAUGACGCGCCAGCCAAGAUACAGGGAAAAUGGACCACCUGUUCUUCCUCGCUUAUCUCUGCCGCAGUGCACCAAUCAACAGACCAAAAGAUUAUGUGAUGGUUCAUUCAUUGCUCCUGCCACUGAUCGGUUGGAGUGUUUUACACCUUUCCUGGUCUGUGAUUGGAUGACUUGGCCACCAUCUCCAGACUAUUAUAAUAUGUUCUCCCCCCUAUCCUUUAUUCAGCUGAUAAUAUCUGUAUCAACCAGUCCCUUACACGAUCUCUGCUGCCCCUCUCGUUAGGACUUUUUAGAGAAGAAGUAAAUGGGGUUUAGGAGUGAGCGCAUGAGAUAUGUAGAAAAACGCAGGUUUCACCCCUGGUGGCUUCUAGAUCUGCCAGAACAUUGCAGUAUUAAAACACUCUUGGCCUAGUUGGAAUUUGCAGUAUUAAUGUUUUUAGGAUCUUUCUGUGGGUAGCACUCAGACCAGUCUGUAACCCAGCCAAUGGCAGGACUUUACCAGUUAUUAGUCAGAUUACAUCACUAUUUUUUGUAUCCGUGCCAUACCUCACUACUUUUUUUUUAUUUACCGAUUUCAAAGCGCUGAAAGGGAACCUCGCUCCCCAAAUGAAGGAGGGAGACACAUUAAUAUCAAGGCUGCGGGUGUUUUUGGCUACACAAAUCACGGUUUUUGUAUUUCAUUUGUAUUACUGGGAGGAAUUUGUAUUACUAAUUAGAAAAUGAUCAAGUCUUGUUUAUAAUUAAAGCAGAACAUUUUGAUUAA